AAAAAAGGAAAUGCUCCGUACUCUGCGAAAUUACUGAAUCGGUGUUUGUUUCUUCUACCUGUGAGUUUGCAACCAAGGCAGCCAACCAAUUUAACGGUUAAGCGAGCUAUACAACUCUGUCUCCUUUUCCCUCACUUUCUCCCUGUGAGUUUUCAGCGCAAUGCAGCAUCAACUAAUUCCAUCAUCCCUAGUGAACUCACCACCAGCUACGCUCUUAAUCCGCCACCUUCCUGAAGCUAUUCCGUUCGAUACCCUUUCUCGCCUCUUAUCCCAUUACGGCGCCGUUUCUGUUCGCCCUUGUACUGCCGGAAGAUUAAAGAACUGUGCUUUUGUGGAUUUCAAGGAUGAAAUUGCCGCCUCACAGGCACAACGCCAACUAAAUGGGUUGCGAUUUCUUGGCAAAGUCUUGUCUGUGGAGAAAUCAAGUAUGCCCUCAGAGGACAACAAGCAUGUUGGAGGCGAAUUCGAAAAGAAUACACAGAAACCCGUGAAUAUGGAUAAUUUACAGAGUAGAGAUGCUCAACAAGUGCCAAACUCAGCCAGCCAGCUUGCUGCUGAAUCUAUUUCUGAAAAGCUUGGAGUCAAUUAUCCAUUUCCUCCUCAUUUGGAGUAUGCUUAUCCUCCACCAGACGGAAAUAUACUGACUAAUAUUCUUAAUGCUCUGAUUGCUGUUCCUCGCUUUUAUACCCAGGUGUUGCACUUGAUGAACAAAAUGAACAUUCCAGCUCCAUUCCGUAUGGCACUUCCCACUCCCCCUUUACCUUCUACACCAGCCCCACCUCCACCACCAUUGCCCUUAGCAACUGAAAAACCUCAUAUUGGGAAUCUUUCUAGUGAUGAGUCAGAAAUGGAAACUUCGGAUGAGGAAGUUGAUAAUGAAGCAGAAGCUCCAAAAAAACGGAUCAAGCGUGAAGUUAUUGUUGGACCAGGCGUAGAUAAAGACGUGUCUCAUGAGGCUGUUGGACUUAAAACUGCCACUUUGGUUCCUAAGGAAAUUCCAAUAAUAAAGAAGAAUAACCCUGUAUUACAGAUCAGAAUAGUCCCCAAAAAGGUCCAGCAUGAGGUUCUUGAUGACAACACAGUGAAAGAUCCUGAAAAGCUGGGGCCUACAGAUGUGCCAUAUGCAACCACUGACCAAAUAAAAAGUCAGAAAUUACCCCCUGAGGAGAUACUAUCACUCCCAAUGUUCAAGAAUUAUGCAGCUGGGAAUCCUACCUCAGUGCUGUACAUAAAGAACUUGGCAAAGGAUGUGGUUCUGGAUGAUUUUCAUUUCAUUUUUGGGUCAUUGUUUGGAAGCGUUGAUGCUGCUAAGUCUAGUCUUAGUGUGAAAUUAAUGCAGGAAGGAAGAAUGAGGGGCCAAGCAUUUGUGACGUUUCCAUCAGUUGAAUUAGCUCACCAUGCUCUGAAUCUAGUAAAUGGCUAUGUAUUCAAAGGCAAGCCGAUGAUCAUCCAGUUUGGUCGAAAUCCGGCAGCAAGCAAAACAAGUUGAAUGGUAUUGCUGCUCAGAACUGAAAGCUCUAUAUGGGAUUUCCGGCGACAUUGCACUACUGUUAACAUAAACGUUUCAACACUGGCCAUGGGACUGGAACUUGAUGAAGUCUUGCCAUGAGAGAAACGUUUCAACCGCUCAAGGAGAAACCGGGAUGAACCCGAUUACAUUGACACCGAUUACAUAUUUCAAGACGCAAGUUAUUUUAGAUAUUUACUCAUCCAAGAACAAUUCUCUCUGUUGGUAACACCAUAAUAUCAUCAGCUUUGGUGUUCAGGGAAAAACAUGUACAUGUAUAGACGUAUAGUUUGAUGCUUUUAUUAAAAAAAGAAAACCCACAAAGUUUAGUUUAGUAUUAGAUGUUUUCCCUCUGGUGUAAGCAGAUAUGACCCCUUAUCUAUUUCAACGUGAUUUGGACUU
Messenger RNA from Spinacia oleracea (spinach), 1909 nucleotides. RefSeq names its product U11/U12 small nuclear ribonucleoprotein 65 kDa protein. Lineage: Eukaryota; Viridiplantae; Streptophyta; Magnoliopsida; Caryophyllales; Amaranthaceae. Gene Ontology annotation, cellular component: U12-type spliceosomal complex. The record is from RefSeq and is a predicted model, not a curated record. Gene Ontology annotation, molecular function: U12 snRNA binding; pre-mRNA intronic binding. Bases 161 to 1489 code for a protein of 442 amino acids. Gene Ontology annotation, biological process: mRNA splicing, via spliceosome. The transcript has 11 exons.